AUCAGGGCGGAGAAUGGGAAGAGGAAGCUUAAUUUUUUUUCUUUUUCUACCUUUUUUUCGAUAAUAUACAAACAACUGGCCAAAGUCGACUACAAACCAAAUCUAAGAUAUAAUGAACAUAAUAUUUGCAUGGAAUCGGACUACAGCUAACGAUAUACUCUAACCUGAACAGCAUUCAUCAUGUUGCUACGCAUGCCUGGCCUUCAGUCGAAACGUCUUUAAAUCGACAAGUGUUUGGAAAUCCCGGGUAAUCUGUGGCAUUAUCUCUAGGCUCAUUAAGGGGGAGUGACAUUAGGACAUUAAACAUCAGAAUUGGGAUGGCAAGAUCCAAAUUGUCGGCCACCAGCUGGAACAGGACAGGCCAUACCUAAUGAGGUUUACAUCACUGUAUUUUGCUCAAAGGCCAUACUUUCCAACAAAACUGGGAAACUGGUGAUCAUUAAAUUCACGCUCAAAGACUUUUAAUUGUUUCAGAUAUAUUUUUUUUUAUAAUUCUGUUUUCAUGCUUUAUUCUUAUUAAAGUUGACCAAUUGAUAAUUUGAAACUAUUUACCCUUUCAAGCACAUGUAAAGGGUACAUAGCAACUUGGCUUUUUUAGUGUCUUACCAAAUGACGACUUUUGCUAUUAAGAUGUUGUUUUAAAAUCUACAUAAUUAUAUACCAUUUCCAGUUUCCCAAACCAUUGAAUUUUAUAACUCAGAAGAAGCAACUUUUAGCUUUGUCAAAAUGGCGUACACCUCAAUGAAUGGUGCUCAAGGGUUAAGUGGAGGAGAGGUGUUUAUCUGUACAGAGUGUGGUGAAGGGUUUCGUCAUUACCAAAAGCUAGUUGAACACAUGGCCAUUCAUGGCUUGUUUUUCCCUGAUCCUUUAAGUAUUAAUGGUGGUAAUAAUACCAACACACACAUUGAGUUUGCACUCCACGAAAAUGGAACACUCACUGUAGUUGAUCGAUCUGUGUUGUCCAAGUUUUCAUUUUUAUUUGGAAAACCUUCAUCCAAGCCGUCAUGGUGUCAAACCCCUACUCAAGCUGCCCUGACAUUAUCUAAGAAGGAAGUAAAGGAGUCUGCUCAGUUUAGAUGUGAAAGGUGUGGACAAGGUUUCAGAAGCCAAAAAUGCUUACAACUACAUCAGCAAUAUCGUGUCCUUGAGCAGGGGUUCAAAUGCACCCUCUGCUGCAAGGUGUUAAAUGACAGAGAGAGUCUGCAAAACCACCUUCAGAACCAUGCUCAUGAACGAUUUUAUAGUUGUGGACACUGUGGAAAGCGGUUUUUAAGACGAGAGACACUUUUGUCACACCAAAAACAGUGUCAUGGAUCGUCUGGUUCCAAAGCUUUGAUACGAUUACAAGAUCAAGAAAAUAGUAUGGAGAAGUCUUAUCCUUGCAAAAUCUGUAAUUUACGUUUCUUUUGGUUAUCAGACUUGCAAAGCCACCUAAAUAGUCAUUUGCGUAUCAACAAGCAGUCCAGCCAUGCCACACAACAGCAGGAAAUGCAAGGAGAUGAAGAAAGAGAGAAAAAUGGCAUGCCAGAACUAAACAACCAUCAAACAUCACAGCAUCCAGGGGUAAAUAAAGAAGAAGAUUUCAGCUCAUCAGCUAAGAAUAAGGUGCAUCAAAUGCCAGCAAAAAAACAAAUGCAACAAGGCAGUCCAAUCAUGCCAAGGAUGAGAAGUAGACGUAGAGGAAGAAACCAUGCUAAAAUAUACUCCUGCAAACAGUGCCCUCAAGGGUUUGUACAUUCUAGUAGUCUCUCUCGUCAUAUGCGUUAUCAUAAGGGUACUCUGCAUGCCUGUGUUCAUUGUGGGCGGCGGUUUCCACAAAGAUGUGCUGUCACAAAGCAUGUGGCCAUGAACCACUGUCCAGUGCUUCAAAUGAAGAUGGCGUCAAAGGCAAAUGAAAGCAGUCAAACCUUAACGCAAACAACAGGUGAGAAGGAUAGUAAACAAGAGGAAUUGCAUGAAGAAGAUCAGCACUCAUCAAAUGUAGAUGAUGAGCUCUCAUUGGAUCAAGGGAAGGGAUUUCUUAAUCCAAGGAUGAAGUACAAAUGCAAAGAAUGCUGUAGGGUAUUUGGACUACUUAGCGUUUAUAAGCGACAUGUGAUUUACCACAAACAAGAUCCUUGCAAAGUAUUGCUUAGUUGCCCUCACUGUCCUAGCCGUUUCACAUUCCAGACCGCUUUAGAUCGCCAUAUUGAGAAUCAUAUAGAGAACUUUAAACAGGAUGAGACAAAACAUUCUAGUAAUAAUGUAGAUGAUCCUGGAAAUCAACACAAGGAUACUGAUGCUGGAGAACCUAACACAGAUGCUAAUGAUAGUGUACCAUCAAAAGUAUUGGAUAAUUCCAGCGACUGUUCCUAGAGUUAGACUUGUCUUGCAAAUGCUCUUGGUAGUUAAAGAGUAUCCUAACAGUUUUAUGCCCAUAGGCAUGGUUCCCAGUCUUUAAGUGGUUUUCUAUAGUUUUUGGCUUGUACUCCUUGGGUAUGUGGCAUUUCUUGUGUUCUAAAUCUCUUCCUUUCCCAUUUAUAUUUCUCCAAGGGUUUUUUUUUUUGCAAAUGACUCAACAGACAGAAAAGAGGAACCUGUAUGAGAACCUCUUUAAUGUACUAUUUUGAUAAAACAACAAAGCUGAACAUUACUUUGGGAAUUAUUUAUAUUGGAAGGUUCAUUACUGUUUUGAAAGCUACUUGUGUAGUUGAUAUUAUUAUGUACCUUUUAGCUAUACUUUCAUAAUUAAUCCUUUGUCAUAUUGUCACUGUAUGGUGUGUUUUUUUGCAACAAAUUGUUUUUUUUUGUUUGGUUUUUUUGUAAAAGUUGUGAUGCAAAUUAACAUAUUUUGAAUAUUCUUAAACAUUAGCCAAGUAAUGUUUUUUGUUUGAUUAAAUAAAAUGUGUACUUUUUUCCCAGA
Paramisgurnus dabryanus is the source of this 2902-nucleotide messenger RNA. Lineage: Eukaryota; Metazoa; Chordata; Actinopteri; Cypriniformes; Cobitidae. The record is from RefSeq and is a predicted model, not a curated record.